Messenger RNA from Schistosoma haematobium, 1173 nucleotides. RefSeq lists its product as uncharacterized. Gene Ontology annotation, molecular function: DNA-binding transcription factor activity, RNA polymerase II-specific; RNA polymerase II cis-regulatory region sequence-specific DNA binding. Bases 1 to 1173 code for a protein of 390 amino acids. Gene Ontology annotation, biological process: positive regulation of transcription by RNA polymerase II. The record is from RefSeq and is a predicted model, not a curated record. NCBI's taxonomy places the organism in Eukaryota, Metazoa, Platyhelminthes, Trematoda, Strigeidida, Schistosomatidae. The transcript has 4 exons.
AUGCUUAAUUUGCAAAUUAUGAAUUAUAUUGAAGUUGAAAGAAUAAGCGAAAUAAUGCAAUCAAAUAACUUGAAUCAAUCUUUAUCAUCCGAUUAUUAUUCUGACUUCCCAAAUGAUAGUUUCAAACAUAUGUCAACAGUUUGUGCUCAAAAUUCCUUUUUUGGAAUUGCGUCCUUGCUAGGAUUUAGUGAACGAAAGGAUUUAAAUGAUACUGAUUUGUCUAAAAUAUCCAUCAGUUCCGACAAUUUAUGUGUUUCUUCAUCAGAAGAUUCAAAUAUAGUGGAUUAUAUCCAGUUAAAUUCAACUUCCAACUGGUUUAAUUCCCAAGUACAAAAUAAAUUUCCGAACCAGCCGAUGUUUAGUGAAGACAACCACUUUCCCCUAUGUCACUCGAAUCCAGUAAUUUCAGCAAAUCAAGUUGAUAACAUCAUGAAUGAAAGUAGAAAUCUUGAAUCAAACAAAAAGGAUGUUAAAAUUAGAUCGCUGAAAUCGAAAAUGGUGAAAAGAGUGUCAUUGUCUAGUGAAGGUAUUGAAAUAUCUACAUCCAAAACAAACAACAUUACUGCUAAACAUAGAACUAAAGAUUGCAAUCACGUUGGUUAUCAUCAUCAUAACCAACAUCACCACCUUCAGCAACAAAACUUACGUGAUCGUAAACACAGGCGUAAUCGAACUACAUUUACAACUUUCCAACUACAUGAAUUAGAAUGUGCUUUCGAACAUAGUCACUAUCCAGAUGUAUUGAAUCGAGAAGAAUUAGCUGCAAAAAUUAGAUUACCAGAAGUCCGCGUUCAGGUUUGGUUUCAAAAUAGGCGGGCUAAAUGGAGACGUCAAGAAAAACAAGAAGCUAUCACUCAUACGAAAAAUCUUGAAGAUGCCUUACCAUAUUUGAAAAAACAAAAUAAUGUGUCCGCUGGAAUAGCCACAAUUAAUUCAGAAACACAGUUAUCAAGCAUAUAUGAUAAAGAAUAUUCAUCAAAAAUUUCUAAACUUGAGUCCUUUUUUCGCGAAACCAAUAGGUCACUGAACAACUUUCCAUCUUGUGUAUAUGAAACACCGUUAUCGAAUUCUACUCAAACAUAUGAUUUGAUAUCAAAGUUCAUUGAUCCAUUACAAUCCGUUCUUAUUCCAAAUGAUCAUAGAACGUCUUACGUCCUAAGUGAGGAUCGCUGA